This is a messenger RNA of Drosophila suzukii, 1596 nucleotides long. NCBI's taxonomy places the organism in Eukaryota, Metazoa, Arthropoda, Insecta, Diptera, Drosophilidae. The record is from RefSeq and is a predicted model, not a curated record.
AUGCCCAAUCCCAAAUGGGUUAACACCGAAUACGAUCAGUGCGUUACAAGUGGUGAAAAGGUAUGCACCUACAUCGAGAAUUCCCUGCUGGAACAUGUGGGCGAUCAUCGGCGACAGACUUUGUUCUUCUGCGGUCACAAUGAGUUCCAGUGCACACCCUUUAAUGGCCGUCUGCCCCUUCAAUUGGCCAAAAUGAAUGUGGAACGGGAAUACUCUGUGGUGGGAACUUGGGAGCACACGAAUGAAACCCUGGCUGUUUUAGAGGCCUACGUUCCUCGCUAUUUUGCGGAUGCUUCCAAAAUGUACUACUCGGGUCUGCAUGUCGACAAGCAAAAUGUUAACCCAAUGAAGCCGCAUAUCUCGCAGGAUAUAUUAGAUAGGGUUCGACGGAAUUUCACACGUGAAAUCGAAUUCUAUCAAUUCUGUCGCCAGCGCUUGCACACACAGUACCUAGCCAUCAAACUGAACGAUCUCAAGCGGCUACAGCACCUGAGCACAAAUCGUCUGAACAAUACAAAAAAUGCAGAAAUCGAGGUACUGUUCUUUAAUCGUGCCGCCAAAGUCGGUAGUGAAGCGAUGCUGGAGCUUUUCAUGGCAUUGGAAAAGUACAAUGAUGAUAUUACACUCGAAAAGCAUGGUCUCCAUACAAAGUCCGUUCGUCAAAUGAUUAAAAAGCAGAGACGUGAGUCCGCCGAGUUUGUCGCCGACCUGGAGGACGGUACCAUGUAUAUAGAGCACAUAAAUUGGCUUGAUUUUGAUGAGUUCGACUUACCCAAACCUAUUUACAUCAAUUUGGUUCGCGAUCCCGUUGAGAGGGUUAUUAGUUGGUUCUUCUACGCCCGAAGUUCCUAUAAGAAUGCCAUCGAGUACCGGAAGAGGCCUGAUCAGAAAAUAAAACCCGAGUCUUGGUACAAAAAGAACUUUAAUGAUUGCGUGAGGAGUGGAGAUCCCGAGUGUCAAUAUGUGCCCCAUACGGUCAAGGAUGUGAUUCCCAAUUUUAAAAGGCAAUCAUUGUUUUAUUGCGGACAUCACGAUGAUUGCAUGCCCUUUAACUCGCCGACUGCUGUGCAAAUGGCUAAGGAGCAUGUGGAAAGAGAUUACGCUGUUGUAGGCAGCUGGGAGGACACAAAUAUUACACUAACCGUCCUCGAGAAUUACAUUCCACGAUUUUUUCGCGGGGCUAAGCUCAUGUAUGAAAUGCACAAUAACAAGAUCACCAAUCGGAACAAGAACAAACGUAAACCGUUUAUAGAGCCUGAAGUUAGAUUGAUCCGUAAGAACUUUACUAACGAAUACGAGUUUUACCAUUUCUGCAAGCAACGUUUAUACAAGCAGUAUUUGGCCCUCAAUUUGAAGGAGUUGGAGAAGCAUGGUCUUUUGAACUAGUUGGUUUAAAGUCAGACAUUUAGAUUGUAGUAGGUGAUAUAUAUGCGAACAAAUCUUCACAUUUUAAUAAAUAGUAUUCAGUAAAACCGUAGACUAGACCCACACUUUUUUUACACGUUGAAUCCAUAUCUGUGUCUUAUCGUUUGUUGUGUGGCAUGUGUACCCUUCCCAUGAAGCUUCUAAACCCCUUCUAAACCUGUACCCCAUCCC